AUGAACUAUAACAAUUUAACACAGGAAUAGGUUUAGGAGUAAAUUAAAAAAUUAGAAGAAGAGCACUAAGAUUUUCAUAAAAAGCAUGCAAAUACUUUUUUUAAGACUACAUAUAAGACCUAUGGAGGAGAAAAAUAAGUGAUUGAUGUCCCAAAGCAUUUUGGCCAUGAUGGUAGAUUCACAGAUCAUUUACUUCACGCAACAAUGUAUAGAAAUCAUAGUUUAAAUACCACUUGCGAUAAAGAAAGAUGGAUGAAAAACUCUAAAGAUUGGAUGGAACAUUUAAAUUGA
Messenger RNA from Tetrahymena thermophila SB210, 291 nucleotides. RefSeq lists its product as hypothetical. Gene Ontology annotation, cellular component: axonemal microtubule. The record is from RefSeq and is a predicted model, not a curated record. Gene Ontology annotation, biological process: axoneme assembly. The transcript has 4 exons. NCBI's taxonomy places the organism in Eukaryota, Ciliophora, Oligohymenophorea, Hymenostomatida, Tetrahymenidae.